GGCUGCCGGCUGCGUGCCGUGUUUGGGAAAGUCGCAGGGAGAUGCUCCAGCGAGGCUGACAGACACACACUGCAAAGGGAAUUCAGUCUGGGCUGACUGACACCAGCAUCCUCAACGCUAACCAGCACCAGGCGGGACUGUUUCCAGACCUGUAGGGUGGGAUUCCUAACACAAACAGCACAUGAUGCAGACACACAAGCUCCCUGGUCCUGCUCUCUGCUUGGCUGUGUUGGUGCUCCUCUGCAUGGGCACUGUGUGUGAGCCCUACAGGACCCCCUUCUCAGACAGAGACCCGGAGAGGUCUGACCCCAGAGCAGAUCACCACCCCAGUGAUUACACCGGAGACUACUCUCAAGAGUACCACAGAGAGACCAGUGGGGCGAAAAGAUCAGAAUGUCAUCGUUGCUGUGAUCCAGAGGAAGAACCUCCCAGGUAUCCCUAUCCCUCCCCACAAUACCAGGUGGUACCCCACAUAAACAUCACCAUCCUGAAAGGUGAGAAGGGGGACCACGGACAACGAGGACCCUAUGGCAAAUCAGGGAAGACAGGACAGACAGGGCCGCGAGGCCCACACGGACUCAAGGGCAGCAAGGGCAACAUAGGGGUCCCAGGUGACCCCUGCAAGACCUACUACUCUGCCUUCUCGGUGGGCCGCAAGAAGGCCCUGCACAGCAACGACUACUACCAGACGCUCAUCUUCGAUACCGUGUUCGUCAACCUCUACAACCACUUCAACAUGUUCAGCGGCAAGUUCUACUGCUACGUGCCAGGGAUCUACUUCUUCAGCCUAAACGUGCACACGUGGAACCAGAAGGAGACAUACCUGCACAUCAUGCGGAACGAGCAGGAGAUGGCCAUCCUGUACGCGCAACCCAGCGACCGCAGCAUCAUGCAGAGCCAGAGCUUCAUGCUGGACCUGGAGCAGAACGACGAGGUGUGGGUGCGCCUCUUCAAGGGCGAGAGGGAGAACGCUGUCUUCAGCGAUGACUUUGACACCUACAUCACCUUCAGCGGCUACCUGAUCAAAGCCAAGAGUGAGGGGUAGCACCUGCACUGGGGGGCACGAGUGAGGCCGGUCACUCCACUCUUUUUAUUUCAGCUCUUUCUUAUUUUUCCUUAUCCUUGAGUGUGGUUUUAUAACAACUGCAUAUUGCGUAAUCUGUAUAAAGUAUAUUGCGGCAGGUGGUUUUCAAAGCGUUUUGAGACAAACACAACAAAAGUGGGUGAAGAAUGAACAUAAAAGUGCAAUGUGUUACAGUACCAACUUCAAUCAAUCAGUCUGUCAGCUUCUACAUGCCAUAAGGCUCUUUAAAGUCAGUGCCACUGAAUCCUUUACAGUGCACUAUUCCCAGAGGGCGCAACAUAAGAAAAAGUGAUACUAAAAUAUUUCUGUGAAUGUCCACUUUGUUCCUACAUUUUUCGCAAUGCAUUUUGAGGUGCAUUUGUUUAAUAACUGCAAUUUAUUUGGUGGAAAAAACAGAUUCAGGUAGCUUCAUAAAAGGAAGAGUAACAUUAAGCUAGCAUGUUCUAGGCCUUUGAAUAAGACAUGGGCUUUUUGUGUCAAAGAGCAAUGUCUUCAAAAUAUUCACCUUAAAUUAAUGAUAAUGUUUAAAAGCGAUUUCCUGAAAAUGAGGGAGGUGAACAGAUAAGUUUCUUGCCAAUAACACAUUCUUACAAUACUGAAGUAACCCUUGACCCACGAUGCACACCUGAAGAUUGAUUCUGGCAGUAUAUGAUAAUAUUUGUAGUAAACACCCACUGUGAGCAAUAAAAU
Molecule: messenger RNA, 1774 nt
Organism: Megalops cyprinoides (Indo-Pacific tarpon)
Lineage: Eukaryota; Metazoa; Chordata; Actinopteri; Elopiformes; Megalopidae
Gene: c1qtnf1
Product: C1q and TNF related 1
Exons: 4
Coding region: 182-1045 (287 amino acids)
Molecular function (GO): protein binding
Source: RefSeq, a predicted model, not a curated record